AUCAACAAUGCAAGCUCAUCGUUGGUUGGUCGUUGUCGAAGGCUUUGCGCUAAAGUUUGUGUUUGGCAUUUUGCCAUUAAAUUUUGAUCGUCACAGCCGGCGUUUGAAGAUACGAAUGAUGGACCAGAUUAUCUGCACCGUUUGCCUGGUGAUGUUCGCUGUGCUGGCACCCAUCGUUUGUACUAUCCUGUACACGAUGAACUUUGAAGUCGACAAUCAAAUCACCAACGUUUUGAGUGCAUUUCAGUUUGCCUUCAUUUAUCUGUUUAUUCUUGUGGUGCAACUUAUGUUCGUUACGAAGAAAGAAACCCUGUACAAGAUGUUGAAUGAAAUGUUUGAUCUUAAACACACGUUGGAACUCGUCCUAUCUCGUCCGAUGUUGGAGUAUCGACUGUACUCGGUGAUUUUUGUCAAGAUUAUUUUUCUGGACAUUAUAAUGCAGCUGCUGUCGCUGUACACGUUUGAAGAAAAUACGUUCGAACGUGCGUCCGUUGUUCUUACCGUGAGUUCUAUGGUGUUUUACGGCAUGAUGUACUACAUUACAAUAAUCGAGAAUUUCAUCCUGCUUGGACUACUGAUCUGUGGAGUGAUGCAAGUGAUGGUGAACAUGAUCGUAAAACAAAUGGCACGGCGUCCAGUGUUGCCGAAACAGCGAGACUCGACAAUCGUGACGCCACCAGAUUUGGUGCAAAUGUACAUGCUCCACUGCAGAAACGUUGAAAUAGCAAACAAAUUCAUAAACACCUUAAACUUUCCUACCCUGAUGCUUACUGGAUGGUACUUUUUCAUGAUCGUUUACUCGGUAUAUUACAUGUACGUGUUUGUAUUUGAAGCAUCGCAACGGGGGAUGAGAAUGGAUGAGGUUAAGGCAUGUACCAAUUCUACCAUCUUCUUCUUGUACCAAUGCAUACAGCUCUAUUUGAUCGUGCUGGUGCCUUCGGUGUACACUGACCAGGCGGAAAAAAUGAUGCGCAUACUAAAUGUCGUUAGUGCUAAUCAGCACCAGCACCGAUUGGCUCAGGAUCGUUUGUUCGAGGUGCUAAUGGUGGACUGUAUGCAGCGUAACUAUUCGAUCAGUAACUAUGGCAUGUACGCAAUGAAUCGGGCACUGCUGUUCGGGAUGAUAGCAACAAUGACUAGCUACUUGAUCAUACUAAUACAAUUCCACAUUCAGAAGUACCAAUGUGAAUUGUAG
Anopheles maculipalpis is the source of this 1195-nucleotide messenger RNA. RefSeq names its product putative gustatory receptor 28b. The coding region runs from base 8 to 1195 and encodes 395 amino acids. Lineage: Eukaryota; Metazoa; Arthropoda; Insecta; Diptera; Culicidae. The transcript has 4 exons. Gene Ontology annotation, cellular component: axon; neuronal cell body; dendrite. Gene Ontology annotation, biological process: sensory perception of taste. The record is from RefSeq and is a predicted model, not a curated record.